This is a messenger RNA of Boeremia exigua, 1143 nucleotides long. Its product is annotated as peroxisomal membrane protein-like protein Pmp47. The coding region runs from base 122 to 1138 and encodes 338 amino acids. NCBI's taxonomy places the organism in Eukaryota, Fungi, Ascomycota, Dothideomycetes, Pleosporales, Didymellaceae. The transcript has 4 exons. Gene Ontology annotation, biological process: transmembrane transport. The record is from RefSeq and is a predicted model, not a curated record.
UUGUAGAGCCUGUACAGAGAACUGCAACCAAGACAUCGCAUUGCCAUUGCUGCCUCCAGCUACCGUUCCUACGCCCAACACGGUAUUCUCGGUUACGCCAUAUCUGCUCCAUACUUGAGAAAUGGCUGGACAGUCGAAGGUUGAGGUGCUCCCUCCAUGGGGGAAUGCCGUCGCAGGCGCUGCCGGUGCCGUCAUUGCGAACACAAUGGUCUACCCACUAGAUAUGAUCAAAACGCGACUGCAAGUUCAAGUAAAGCGCUCGAAGACCUCGAACGAUCCCAAUCCCGCCGACCACGAACAUUACGAUGGUACCAUCGACGCUAUUCAGAAGGUCGUUGCGAACGAAGGUAUCGCUGGACUGUACGCAGGCAUGUUUGGUUCGCUGGUCGGUGUCGCCUCCACCAACUUCGCAUAUUUCUACUGGUACACCUUUGUCCGUAGUUUCUACCUCUCCUACCAGACCGUCUCGGCCUCUCCAUCAACCGCCGCUGAGUUGUCCCUGGGAGCCAUAGCUGGUGCUCUAGCUCAACUGUUCACAAUUCCUGUCGCUGUAGUGACAACGCGCCAGCAGACUAUGAGCAAACAUGAGCGAAAGGGCCUAAUCGCCACAGGUAUGGACGUCGUCAACAGUGAGGAUGGGUGGACAGGGCUUUGGCGAGGGCUCAAGGCAAGCUUGGUUCUAGUGGUGAACCCUUCGAUCACAUAUGGUGCAUACCAGCGUCUGCGGGAGCUUAUGUAUCCUGGCAGAACAGCGCUGAAGCCACAUGAGGCUUUCCUCCUUGGAUCCUUGUCGAAGAUGCUCGCUACCAUCGUCACACAGCCUCUCAUUGUCGCCAAAGUCGGUCUCCAGUCAAAGCCACCGCCAGCUAGAAAUGGGGUUCCUUUCAAGACUUUCACGGAAGUCAUGCGAUACAUCAUUGAACAUGAAGGCCCGUGGGCACUGUUCAAAGGUAUCGGACCUCAGAUCUUGAAGGGUCUGCUUGUGCAAGGGUUCCUGAUGAUGACCAAGGAGAGGAUCGAACUCCAAUUCAUCCUUUUGUUCAGAUACUUCCGCCAGGUUCGCGCUGAGAAGCUGCAAAAGCUGGCGAACAUUGCAGCAGAGAAGGCUGGAAAGGUUGCGCCAAUUCUUACCAAGUAAGCAGA